Nasonia vitripennis (jewel wasp) is the source of this 1053-nucleotide messenger RNA. RefSeq names its product piggyBac transposable element-derived protein 4-like. Bases 1 to 1053 code for a protein of 350 amino acids. The record is from RefSeq and is a predicted model, not a curated record. The transcript has a single exon. NCBI's taxonomy places the organism in Eukaryota, Metazoa, Arthropoda, Insecta, Hymenoptera, Pteromalidae.
AUGUGGAUUUUGAUGGGUAUUCACAAAUUGCCAAGAGUAAGAAAUUAUUGGAGUUCAGAUCCAUUUCUCAAAGUUGAUUGUGUUGCAAAUAUUAUGCCUUAUACUCGAUUUUCUAAGCUGACGGAAAUGAUACAUUUUAAUGAUAAUGAUUCUAUGCUCCCAAGAACUGACCCUAACUACGACAAGCUCCAUAAAAUCAGACCGUUGAUCGAUCAUAUCAACCAAACAAGUAAUAAGAGUUAUAACACCUCAAAGACCGUUUCUGUAGAUGAGUCAAUGAUCCCCUUCUCGGGACGGUCCUCUUUUAUUCAGUACAUGCCAAUGAAGCCAAUAAAACGAGGGUUCAAAGUCUGGUGUUUGGCUGACUCAUCUACAGGUUACGUGGUCAAAUCUGAGGUCUAUACUGGAAAAGCAAGAGAUGGGUCGAAAAAUCCACUUGGAGAACGUGUAGUUCUGAACUUAGUAUCGAAUAUUCUGGGGGUUGGAUAUUUGGUAGCUUUCGAUAACUUUUUCACUUCCAUCAACUUGGUUGAAGAGCUUCUUGAUAAAGGCAUCUACUCAGUUGGAACAGUUCGAAACAACAGGAAAGGGUUGCCAGAAAUGAUGAAAGCAAAGGAGAAAAUGAAAAGAGGAGAUUUCAAUUAUAGAAUCAAAAAAGGUAUUUCUGCGAUCAAAUGGAUGGACAGGAAACCAGUCACAGUGUUGACGUCAGCUUUCAAUCCUACGGAAACUGUCGAGAUCACUCGGAAACUGAAAGAUAGAUCUCGGCUUCCUAUAUUUUGUCCAAUUACGAUCCAGGCUUAUAACAAAAUAAUGGGUGGUGUAGAUAGGUUUGAUCAAUUGAGGGAAGUAUAUAUGAUAGGAAGAAGAUCUAAAAACUGGUGGCAUUCAAUAAUGUAUUAUUAUAUAGAUAUGGCUAUAGUCAAUUGUUAUAUUCUAUACAAAUGUUAUAAGGAAGGUGAGUGUGAAGAUCAAUUAGCAUUUAGAAUACAGCUAGCGAAACAAUUGAUUGGUGAUUACAACGGCAGAAAAAGAUUCAGAGAUUCGAAAUAA